AUGCAAGCUCCAGACAUGGAAGCUAUUGCACGUCGCCCAAAGGAGCUGCUGCAAGCCCUCAACCGCCUCUCUGAGCUUGGGCUACAGAACCAUGAAGUUCCCCUCCCGAAUAUCGUUGUUUUAGGCGAUCAAUCAGCGGGCAAGUCGUCUGUCAUCGAGGCGAUCUCCGAUAUUACAGUUCCUCGGAGCUCAGGGACAUGUACGCGGUGUCCGCUACUAAUCAAGUCUCUUGGGGACAACGAACCCGGCGCCGUGUGGCGUUGCAAGAUCGAUCUGCAUCGGAAUUACGAAUUCUACCCACAGGGCAUCUUCGACUCUACGGACGAGGACUCACCCUUCAAGCCAUGGAUUGCAAACGCCACUCCUGUGGUUAUCCCCUUCUUAAUGAUCGACAGCAAAGACAAGUUGCGAGAGGGGAUUCAUCGCGCUCAGCUCGCUCUCCUGAAUCCUGGGCAGCCCACUGCGAAAUAUGCUUCUGGCCGCGUUCAAGAUAUUGGGAAUACUGAUGGGCUUCAAUGUGAAUUCACUCCGAAUGUUGUGUCUGUCGAGAUCUCGGGUCCCGGACGAAUCAACUUGUCAUUCUACGAUCUUCCUGGGAUCAUCAACCAGACGGAAGACGAAGACAAGCCGUGGCUUGUCGACAUUGUCAGAAACUUGGCGGCUGAAUAUAUUAAGUCUCCGAAUACCAUCGUCCUCCUUGCCAAGUCGAUGGAAGGAGAUCCCCACAAUUCCAGCGCAGCGAGAUUGGCAAAGGAAGUGGGAGCGCAUGAACGUUGCGUUGGCGUCCUCACGAAACCAGACCGUAUCCCACUUGGAGACCCAGUGGAUAUGUGGCGCAAAAUGCUAUGCGGUGACCAGAAAACAUUCUACCUGCCUCUAGGUUACUAUGUCACCAAACAACCGUCGCAGGCUGACUUGGACGGUGGAAUAGACAAUGUCCGGGCUCGACAAAUUGAGACAAUGUUUUUCUCAACCAAGGAGCCGUGGGCGACCAAGUUUGCGGAAUUCAAAGACCGAUUUGGUACCUUUAACCUGCAGAAAGCCUUGUCCGACCAACUAGCUGAGCGAAUGGUAAAGAACCUGCCCAAAAUCCGCGAGUCCAUCCGCACUCAGAUCGACGAAUUGGAUUUAGAGCUGGAAAACAUCCCGGAACCCCCCACUCAAAAUGCGUUGGGCGCUGUGCUGUCAUUACUCCAAUCAUAUUCAAAUCAGGUUACAAAGCUGAUGGAAGGUGAACAUCCGUUCAACGAGUGGCGCCUGACAUGGAAAGCCCAGAGAGAAUCUUUCCUGCGAAACCUGACAGCAAUGCGGCCAUCUCUCCAUAUCCAAGGGGACCUAGACACUGGCCUGUUCCCUAAUCAAAUAGAUUUGACAGGGGACUCAGAAGAUGAUCACCAAUCACCUACGCCUGAGAAGAUCGCUUCCACGCCUUCCUUGAAGCGUCGUAGAGUAGACGAACCAUCCACUCCGAGACAGAUGCCAAUGGCCCAGCCCAGCAGCGUGUCGCGACAACAGGCCCCGAAGACUCCGACGCGGAAGAAGUCGCAAGCCUUGCCCAAUGUCUUCUACUUAGAUAGGAUCUGCAAAGUUCUGAACGACAUAUCGUCUUCAGACAUUCCUAGAGAGAUCGACUCUAAGGCUCUCGACUUCCUCAUACUGGAGUCUCUAAAAGACUGGGACAAGCCUAUGGCUACUUUUUUCCGAUCUUUGGAGCAAGCUUUGCGGUCGCAGAUGCAAGGAAUAUUCGACCAAAUCUUCGGACCCUGGAAAACGAGCGAGCUUUACGGAAAGGCUUGGGAGAUUGUCGAUCAGCUUCUGACGUCGCACAUGAGCGAGCAACGCGACACCUUGGCAGUGCAUGCACUGCGCGUUGAACGAGAGAAGCCGUUCGCCGGUGACGACAAGCUGUGGGACCACCACAUUCUCGAGGCAUUGGGCGUUCUCCAAGAUGCUCGGAUUUCGCGACGCCUCAUCAUCUACGUCAAAGAAAAGAACGCGAUUACUGGAAAAGAAACAAAGCAAUCAGAACUUGCCGGACUGAAGGCAAAACCAGAAGUUUCGAAGAUCAUUAGGGACGAUCCCUACCGUCGAGAGGUUGAGGUGAUGUCAAAGGUUCGAGGUUACUAUAAGAUCUCUUCCGUCAGAUUCUACAGCAACAUUUGCUUGAAUCUGCAGGCCAAAUUGUUCAAGUUUCUUCGUGAAUCUUUGCACGAGGAGCUUACCACCGGCUUAGGUGUCUUCGCUGAUGACGGUAAGAGUCCUCGCCUUGUGCUGCUUGAGGAGGAUCCGGAGAGAGCAGAACGACGACGCACCCUUCUCAACAAGCGCCAAGCGCUUGUUGAAGGUCGAAAGUGUCUCGCCGAGCUCCUUGACAAGUACAAAGGAGCUGCGAGCGGGGACACCGACGCCAUGGAUAUAUGCUGA
Mytilinidion resinicola is the source of this 2424-nucleotide messenger RNA. RefSeq names its product P-loop containing nucleoside triphosphate hydrolase protein. The transcript has 3 exons. Bases 1 to 2424 code for a protein of 807 amino acids. Gene Ontology annotation, cellular component: membrane; cytoplasm; microtubule. NCBI's taxonomy places the organism in Eukaryota, Fungi, Ascomycota, Dothideomycetes, Mytilinidiales, Mytilinidiaceae. Gene Ontology annotation, molecular function: microtubule binding; GTPase activity; GTP binding. The record is from RefSeq and is a predicted model, not a curated record.